Messenger RNA from Lepus europaeus (European hare), 1556 nucleotides. RefSeq names its product HLA class II histocompatibility antigen, DO alpha chain. Gene Ontology annotation, biological process: antigen processing and presentation of exogenous peptide antigen via MHC class II; peptide antigen assembly with MHC class II protein complex; positive regulation of T cell activation. NCBI's taxonomy places the organism in Eukaryota, Metazoa, Chordata, Mammalia, Lagomorpha, Leporidae. Gene Ontology annotation, molecular function: MHC class II protein complex binding. Bases 1 to 759 code for a protein of 252 amino acids. Gene Ontology annotation, cellular component: membrane; MHC class II protein complex. The transcript has 5 exons. The record is from RefSeq and is a predicted model, not a curated record.
AUGGCCCUCCGUGCCGGACUGGUCCUGGGACUGCACACCCUGAGGAUCCUCCUGAGCCCGAAGGAAGCAGGUGCCAUCCCCGCUGACCACAUGGGCUCCUACGGACCAGCCUUCUACCAGUCUUAUGAUGCCUCGGGCCAGUUCACCUAUGAGUUCGAUGGGGAGCAGUUGCUGUCUGUGGACCUGAAGGGAAAGGAGGCGGUGUGGCGUCUGCCUGAGUUUGGCGACUUGGCCCGCUUUGACCCACAGGGCGGGCUGGCUGGCAUCGCCAUGAUCCAGAUGCAUCUAGAUGUCUUGGUGGAACGCUCCAACCGCACGAGAGCCACCAGUGUGCACCCAAGGGUGACCGUCUUCCCCAAGUCUCCAGUGGAGCUGGGCCGGCCCAACACCCUCAUCUGCGUCGUGGACAACAUCUUCCCCCCGGUGAUCAACAUCAGCUGGCUGCGCAAUGGCGAGACGGUCACCUGGGGGGUGACCCAGACCAGCUUCUACUCCCGGCCCGACCACUUGUUCCGCAAGUUCCACUACCUGACAUUCGUGCCCUCGGCCGAGGACGUCUACGACUGCAGGGUGGAGCACUGGGGCCUGGACGCGCCGCUCCUCACGCACUGGGAGCCACAGGUGCCCACCCCACUGCCGGACACCAUGGAGACCCUGGUCUGUGUGUUGGGCCUCGCCUUCGGCCUGUUGGGCUUCCUCAUGGGCACCAUCCUCAUCGUCACUGGCACACGCAUGUCCAGAGCUGCCCCUAGGUCAUGACCUUCCCAAGAGAAACAGACUGUGGGAGGCCCUGACAGACCCCUUGUGGUUCACGACAGCCCUGGCAUCCGCUGAGCGCGUGCCCUCCACGCUGUGCUGGCUUUGAGUGGGAACCACCUUUGCUUCUGCCCCAGCACGUCCCAUAGCUCCCAUUCCCACCCCCAACACACACACACACACACACACGUUCUUGCUACACCCAAAGCUCUGGCUAGCAGCCCUGAAUUCUUUCAUGCUGUUCGCAAUCUAUUCUGUCUACCAGCUCUUGGCUAAUUCUCCCAGGGUGUGAGGGACGCGGGGACCCAGCAGAGGGGAUUCUGGGUGGCGACCCCUGAGCAGGGCAGCCGUGUCCCAGCCAGUCCAUCAGUGCCCUGCUCCAUUUGGCUUCUUGUGUGUUACGAUGUGAGUGGGUGUUGGACAAGGACUGUGUGAGAUUUCCCUGCUGAAUUCAGAUUGGCCUUGAGAGGGAGGCAGAGUAUCCGGUUUGUGGCAGCUCCCGCACCCCACGGCAGUUUGGAAGAUUCCGUGUUUGUCCGGAUCCACCCAGCCUUCCUCUGGGAUGCCACCCUCCUUUGCUACAUUUCCUAGAGUCCCAGGCAUGCCAAAGAAAGGGCGGAGAGAAGGGAAGGGGGUGACGCCCCCUCGAUGGCAUCACUUUAGGUAGGAGGGUGGUCUCUGGCAGAAACAGAGGCUAAGACCCGCCCGAGCGCUCUAACUAUGUGACCUGGAAGAUUUAAUUUUACUGUGAGCAAAAUUAAAAACACACACAAAGAGAUGAGUAACCAUACAGGGAGGUG